UGUACGGUCCUGUACGACGCCUGCCAGAACGGCCGCGUCGACGCGGCGCGGCUGUUGCUGGAAAAAGGCGCGGAGGUCAACCGGGCGCAGGACAACGGCCGUACGCCGCUUUUCAUCGCCUGCGAGAACGGCCGCGUCGACGCGGUGCGGCUGUUGUUAGAUGAAGGCGCGGAGGUCGAUCGGGCGGAUAAGGACGGCUGGACGCCGCUGUACGCCGCGUGCCGGAACGGCCACGUCGAAGCGGCGCGGCAGCUGCUGGACGACGGCGCGGCGGUCAAUCGGGCGAAUCAGAACGGCACGACGCCGCUGUGCGUCGCCUGCCAGAACGGCCACGUCGAGGCGGCGCGGCUCUUGUUAGAUAAAGGCGCGGAGGUUGAUCGAGCGGGGUCACGAGUGUGGUCAGACGGAUGGCGGGAAGGUCUGACGGCGCUGUACGUCGCCUGCCAGAAGGGCCACGUCGAUGCGGCGCAACUGUUGUUAGAUAAAGGCGCGGACGCUAAUCGGGCGGACAAGGAAGGCCGGACGCCGCUGUACGCCGCUUGUGAAAAAGGCCGCGUCGACGCGGUGCGGCUGCUGCUGGAUAACGGCGCGGAGGUCGACCGGGCGGCAGAGGACGGUCGGACGCCGCUGUUCAUCGCCUGUACUGAGGGCCACGUCGACGCGGCACGGCUGUUGCUGGAGAGAGGCGCGGCGGUCGAUCCGCCGAAGAAGGACGGUCGGACGCCGCUGUACAUCGCCUGCGAGAAGGGCCACGUCGACGCGGCGCGGCUGUUGCUGGAA
Molecule: messenger RNA, 780 nt
Organism: Pelagomonas calceolata
Lineage: Eukaryota; Pelagophyceae; Pelagomonadales; Pelagomonadaceae
Source: the annotation of a GenBank genome assembly